Molecule: messenger RNA, 1158 nt
Organism: Yarrowia lipolytica CLIB122
Lineage: Eukaryota; Fungi; Ascomycota; Dipodascomycetes; Dipodascales
Biological process (GO): replication-born double-strand break repair via sister chromatid exchange; regulation of DNA repair; negative regulation of transcription by RNA polymerase II
Cellular component (GO): nucleus; mating-type region heterochromatin
Molecular function (GO): histone deacetylase activity, NAD-dependent; NAD+ binding
Source: RefSeq, a predicted model, not a curated record
AUGAACCACAUCAACCUCGAAACGGCGAAUGGAGCUGAUUUGAACCGUCUGCAGCAGAUUCUGGGCAAAUGCAAGCGUGUUGUUUGUGUGACCGGCGCUGGAAUUUCGUGUUCAGCCGGCAUUCCGGACUUUCGAUCGCAGCAAAUUGCUAUUGGCAAGGGCAAGAAGAAGGACGAGUCGCAGGGUCUGUAUUUCCAGCAGUUUGGUAACCUCAAGGGACGCGAACUGUUUGACGCGUCAAUUCUCAAGCGAGAAGACACGACUUUGACGUUUAUGAGUUUCAUGACUGCUCUCAAGCAACAGUGUCAGGCAUCUAGACCCACACGAGUCCACGAGUUUGUGGCCAAGCUGGACACUGCUGGAAAGCUUCUGUCUUGUUACACGCAAAACAUUGAUUCACUGGAGCACAAGACGGAGGUCUCAGCCAAAAAAAUCGUCCAGCUCCAUGGUCAUUUGGAUACCUUGAACUGCAUUCAGUGCAGUGAAAAGUUGCAGUGGAAGGACCGUGUUAAGGAGAAGAAAAAGGAGGAGAACAACGACGACAGCGGAUUGGAAGAGAAUGAGUCCGUCUCCGAUGACUCAACACGACGUCAUAUGAUUGCAUGCCCCACCUGUGAAGCACGCGCUCUGGCCAGAGAACUUAACGGAAGAAGAAGAACAGCAGUCGGGUGGAUGAGACCCAAUGUCGUUCUGUACGGGGAACCGCAUCCGGAGGCGGAGGAAAUUGGCUCCAGAAUCACACGCGACCUAAAAAAGAGACCCGAUUGUCUGGUAGUCAUUGGAACCUCCCUCGCAGUCACAGGUAUCAAGACCCUGGUGAAAGAUUUCGCCCAGGAGGUCAAGGCCAAUGGAGGUCACGUGAUUUUCAUUAACAAGACCGCUCCCGCCAAGAUUUCGGGAUUUAGCGAAAAUGUCGACUAUUUCAUUCAAGGAGACUGUGACGCUUAUAUGAGAGAUCUGGCUGAUAGAUGGCCCUCUCUUUGGUGCAAAUCCAAGCAGUCUACCGUCGAUUUCAAGGUGCAGAAGGGUGUCAGAACGACGACCAGCACAAUCAAGUCUACUACUAGAUCGACCAAGUCAUCUCCUGGAAAAGUCACCAAGCCUUCUCGCAAAGUGAUGCAGCCAGUGUCUCCGUCACGACUGAAUCGGGGACUGUGA